AUGGCGACCAUUUCGUCAUCUCGUAGGCAGUCAGUGCCUGCGCCUAGUCGACGACAAGUUUCUUAUGUCAACCAGAAACCUAUAAACGGUAUGGAAAACAAUGCUCCGUUUGCGAACAAUCGAUACCCUGUCAAACGGGCUACCUCGGACAGCUAUGCCAAUCAUUCUCCCAUCCUCCCUGCUGCCCCAGAGGUUCAGCGUCCCGCUCUUCCUUCAUUCAGAAACUCCUUCAAUUCGGGACCGUCGCGCAGGUUUGGAGAAGGGCCAAAACCAUUCGCUGUGCGGGCUAAAGAAUUACAAAUUGAGGGGGCUUUGGAUGGGCUAGAUCGCCUUUCUCCAACAAACAGUGCUUCCUGGGUGGAAUCCCAACGACAGCUAAAUGAAGAAGCAGGGCCCCCAGAAGGCAGGUUGUCUCCGCAUGUCGACCUGCAAAACGUGACUAUCCGCAAGCCGAGGAAUAAUAGUAAACGGGCAAAUCCUCCUGAUGAUCCCGUCCCGCCGCCUAAAUCCAAUUCGUCACUCUCACCUCAUAGCGCAAGAAGCAAUUCGCUGAAUCAGAAAAGAGACGGGCAUCUGCGGCGCGAUUGGGCUCCUGAGAAGUCUCCAUUACAGAAACUGGAAUUCACGCUGAAAGAUUUUAGCAAAGAAGAGAAACGUGCCAGGUUGGAGGAAGCUGAAAUGCUGCUAAGGGACGCAAAGGCCGGUCGUCGAAGUCGCCAAACCAGCCGUGACAUGACCCCACCUUCACAGUCAAGCAUAGCGCUCAGACCGAAAAGCACCACGGAUCCUUCAAAUCUGGAGGAAACGGGCUUAGUCCGGAGUUUGAGUGCCAAGCAGCGUGAUAGAUUGCAUCACAGCGCUGUCAUAGAUUCGACAAAGCCUGAUGCCAAUCGUUUCUCAAGGGACGGCCGGGGUGGCUUUGACUAUGAAGAGAACCCGCUGUACGAGAACCGACAAAAGCCUCCAAUCCAAGAGCAGGUCCUCGAUGAACAGUAUGAUAUUCCAAGAAAUACGGGGCGACUGAAGGAUUGGGAGCUUAGUGAUACAACAACAACACAGGUUGCAGAUCAAAGAAUGAACGAUGCGGCAACGUUACAAAAAUCCCAGGUUCCAUACAAUCGCAUCCCUGAAGACCAUGAAGAUGCAGACCUCUUCCACCAGGAAACAGACCUACCUCAGCCCUCAACCUCUGGAACUGUACAACGCAGCAAUAGCCGCAAGUUACAGAAGCCUUUACCACGGAAUCUCAAUCCUCAAUUGCAAGCGGACCCUGUCCAGAAAAGGAGAACGUUCCCGUCAGCUGCAGCAUCAUCAUCAAUUUCAGCUGCCCCAGCUAUUCGGCCGGCUACCAGUCGCAGCACUUCAUCAAAUCUCAAGAUAGAAUCGGAUAGGCUAGACUCUGGCAACAAUAAUAUCAAAACUACUUCCAAUAUAGGGCUUGGACUGAGCAAUGCGACACCUCCGCAAGCCUCUGUAUCUGAAAAUCAGAAUCGGCCCGCUAGGAAUGGCAGGGGUAAACACCAACACACAGUCUCUUUUGCUGUACCCCCCGCAACACCACCGCCGGUAUCAGAGUGGAAGAAUGCGGGCGUUGGGAGAUUGCGUUUAGAAGAUUUUGACCUUCGAGAUGUCGACCUCAAAAAGCCUUGGUGGGAAGGUGGUGGGUCGGGGAAGAAAGUACAACAGGCGCUGCCAUCGAUGUCGAAAAUCAAAACAUCGCCUAGCCCAAUCGACUACAACGAGAGCAAUCAAGUUUGCCAACCCCCGAGUGCGCGAAUCAAGGAGAAAGACGGGGAGUCAAUAGGGAAAUUCAGAGAAAUCAAGGGUGCACGUCUCUACGCCGAUCCCGCGAGGGACGUGACUUUCUGGCGAUUCAACCUUGAGAUUGAGCUGGGCGACAAGCAACAGAGGAUUGGGUAUCGGAUCAACCAAGGCUCUGCGAUUGGAUUCUGGGUCCCUGCCAAGGGCCAAUCCAUGAACAUCAUGUUCCACAGCGGCAACGGGUUCAGCCCAUCGGUCGAUCGUGACAAAUUCAGCGGCCCAGACCCGCUUUGGCGAGAUGUUUUGAACACCCACCAAAUACUUCCGUUCCAUGUCAUGAUAGGUGGAGGCGAUCAGAUAUACAACGAUGCUGCACUAUUUGACACAGAGCACUUCCGAUGCUGGAUGGCCCUACGCGUCCCAUAUGAAGAGCGAUAUCAUCCGUUCAACCUUGACAUAAAAUCUGAGAUGGAGAACUUUUACCUUCAACAGUAUCUGAAAUGGUUCUCGCAUGGGCUGUUUAGCAUGGCCAAUUCCCAAAUUCCCAUGGUGAAUAUGUGGAAUGACCAUGAUAUUAUCCCUGGUUAUGGCUCUUAUCCGGAUAGACUGAUGAGAUCGCCGGUCAUGUCUGGGGUGGGCGAGCUGGCGUUCAAAUAUUAUCUGCUUUUCCAACACCAGAGCGUACCCGAAGAGACGGAUUUAGAUGAACCGAGCUGGCUGUUCGGUGCUACACCUGGUCCUUAUAUAUGCCAGCGGAGCAGGAGUGUAUUUAUGAAUAUGGGCAGGCGAGUGGCAUUUUUGGGGAUUGACUGUCAAACUGAGCGAACGAGAGACGGCGUGCUUAUCGAUGAUUCCGCUGACCUCAUACUCAAUCGCUGCGAUGACCAAAUAGUGAAAGGAGAAACAAAACAUUUGAUCGUGGUUCUCAGCGUUCCUAUUGCGUAUCCACGCCUGGCGUGGCUUGAGAAUGUUUUCUCGAGUCGAGCGAGUUAUCCUGUAAAAGCACUUGGGCGGGCGGGAAUAUUUGGAAACAUCAGAGAGAGGUUUGAUGUGGAUACAGAAACGAUUGAUAGCCAAUGGACCUCCAAAGCACAUAAACUCGAGCGUAGCUGGCUGAUCGAGGAUCUCCAAAAACUCGCUGCAGAUAAAUCUGUGCGAAUUACUAUCCUAGGACUAACACUCAGGCACAGAGGUGACGCUCAAGUCGCAGCGAUCGGACAGUUCUACUCCAACCCCAAGCUACAAAUCCCCAAAGAUCAGGACUACAGAUACAUACCUAAUGUGAUAUCUUCGUCGAUUGUUAAUGCACCCGCAUCGGAAAUGAUGGUGGAUGCUCUCAAUAAACGAAACAAGAUUCACUUUCUGGAUACGAAAACGGUGGAGGACAUGCGAGAAAUAUUUGCGUUUGAUAUUGAUGGAAAGUCGCGAAACAACAAACGCCUCCUUCCCAGAAGGAACUGGUGUUCUAUUCGAGAAUAUACUCCUGGGUCUACUCCACCACAGACACCUACGGAAUCGGAACCUCCCAGCCUACUGGAGAACCGCCCUGGAAAGUUGAUGAGGUCCCUAUCCCUGUCUAGGGGCGAUGGAAAAUCUUCAUCUCUGCUUCGGAAACUAUCUCAGCGAGACGGACCGCCACCAUCUCGCACCCUCUCGUUACGCGGAUUCGAGAAACGCCGUAUGAGCUAUGACGGCUCCCCUUCUACCGCUACUCACGCAAGAGAUAGUUACUUCCCACCGCAACCCCAAAGACCCAUGACGGCGGGAAACCAACAGACCGACGACACAACACAACCACCACGACACCCAAAUAAUUUUCUCCGUCGUCGUACGGACCUAUCGGCCAAGGAAAUAAAAGAGGAAGCAAAGGGCGGAGCCUUCCGUUUGAAAAACUUCAUAAAUGUGGAAGGGGGCCUUGAUAUUACGUUGAACUGUGAGACGAACCCACGAGACCCGGCGGGAAUCACGCAUCCGUAUCGAGUGCUCGUACCUGCGCUGCGGUUCGAGGGCGAUUUUGAACCGAGUGAGCCGCGGGUGAAGAAGCAUUGGUGGAAGAUUAGUCGGGGGAGGAAGAAGGCUGAGCAGCAAAGUGAUGUGGAACAAGUUGGGAGUGAAGCCCUCAUCCAGCCAGUUGAAGAUAUGGGCCAAGGACAAAGUCAUGGGCAUGGUCAGAGCCAUUCUGGCCAGAAGUACGAACAGGAGGGCCCCAACCACGUGGCACGACAUCCUCUAAAGAAUCACGAUAAUGAUUAUGAUGAUGGUUACGAUGAUAAUGAUGAUUAUGAUGAAGAAUACGAUGAUGAGGUCGGAUUACCGCCAUUACCGCAGCUGCCACCAGCGGGUGUCCAGUCAGUUUCUGCGCCAUCUGGUGGCAUGGCUACGCCUCAACCCAGAAAGAAAUGGCUUGGAAUCAUUUAG
Histoplasma capsulatum G186AR is the source of this 4179-nucleotide messenger RNA. RefSeq lists its product as uncharacterized. Bases 1 to 4179 code for a protein of 1392 amino acids. The record is from RefSeq and is a predicted model, not a curated record. The transcript is spliced from 6 exons. Lineage: Eukaryota; Fungi; Ascomycota; Eurotiomycetes; Onygenales; Ajellomycetaceae. Gene Ontology annotation, cellular component: membrane.